AUGCAGUACAGUACAGCUCCUGCCUCAGGACUGGAGUUCCUCUGGCUACCUCAGGUUUCCAUGUGGAGAGGCAGGGAGUUCCAUGGUGCCACUUUAUCCCCUCUAUUGUUUCCCAAGCCUCAGGAGAGAUCACUUACCACUGGUGAAUCCAGCCAUGAAAAUGCAGAAAGCUGUUUGGCCCUGGAGACUGGCUCCUUGUGCAUGCAGGCGUGAGAGGCGCACCGCGGCUUCACGUGCCAACGCGUUAAUGGAGGCCCCGGGGAGCCACAAUCUCCUCAAUAAAUGAUUAAGAUAGACCAGGCUCUCUCUUACAGAACCCAGUCUCCUGAGUUGUGACAAGGGCACAUCUGUCCCAGUCUAGGUCAGGCCCCUGCUUCCAGUACAGUCCCGCUCCCCCCUUCUGAAUGUUGGAAUUAAUGGCUAAGUUGUGUGUACUUAAUAAGACAUUCCAGAGAGGGUGGACAGGAGGAUACUGACAAGAAUGGUACAGAAUGUUAUUAGGACCUGAUUGAAGACGUCUGGACAUGUUCUUGUUUUAAUCUGAUUGGAUAGAUGGUUUACAUGAGUCUAGUAUUCAAAUCAUCAAUUCCCGUCGUGUUUUGAUGGCCCACUUUUUGCCUGGUGAGUGUGAACAGCUUGCUUUUUCUCCAAGCAGAGCAUCAUGCUGCUGGUGGGAACCCUGGCUGCUAGGAGGCUGCAGGAACUAGUUCCUGGACAAUACAACCUGAUUCUCUCAACAUGCAACAGCAUUCUGGAGGUUCCAGUACAUGUAGGCACAGUGACAAACACAGAGCCCUGGUAACUGGAAAUUACAGGUUUUGGAAUUUAAAUUCUAUGUGAGCGUUGAUAGAUGGUUCUUAAGAUGUUAAAGGUUAUAUGUAGAACCCUUUGCCUUACAAAGAACCCUUUUCUUCCAAAAAGGGUUAUUCUGAUCAAAACGGUUCUUGGUAGAACCCUAUCCCUCCGCAUAUAACCCUUCUGGAACCCUUUUUUGGGUUGUGUCGGUAUGUGUGUGUGUGUGUGUUAUGUGUGUGUAUGCGUAUGUAGUGUAUGUGGAUGUGUGUGGGUUUUGUGUGAGAGUGUCAGUGUAGUGUGUGUGAGUGACUGUGUAUAUAGUGUAUUAAUACUGUAUAGUCUUGUGAGUGUGCAUAGAGUCAGUGCAAGAUAGUCCGGGUAACCGAUUAAUUAACUAUUUAUCAGUCUUAUGGCUAUUUAGCAGUCUUAUGGAUUGGGGGUAGACGCUGUCUUGGAGCAUGUUGGUCCGAGAGCCAUUUUUCGGGCUUUCCUCUGACACCGCUUGAUAUAGAAGUCUUGGAUGGCAGGGAGCUCUGCCGCUGUGAGGGGAUCUGAUGAGGUCCAAUGAGGAUCCGAGGGCAAAUGCCAAAUCUUUUCAGCCUCCUGAGGGGGAAGAGGCGCUGUCGUGCCCACUUCACGACUGUGCGGGUGUGUGUGGACCAUGUUAAGUCCUUAGUGAUGUGGACGCCAAGGAACUUGAACCGCUCAAUUCACUCCACUACAGCCCCUUGGAUGUGGAUGGUGGCGUGCUCUCCCCUCUUUGUCCUGUAGUCCUCGAUCAGCUCCUUGGUCUUACUGACAUUGAGGGAGAUGUUGUUGUCAUGGCAUCUUUAACCUCCAUCCUAUAGGCUGUCUCAUCGCCGUCGGUGAUCAGGCCUACCACUUUCGUGUCAUCAGCAAACUUCAUGAUGGUGUUGGAGUCGUGUGUGGCCAUGCAGUCAUGGGUGAACAGGGAGUACAGGAGGGGGACUAAGCACUAAGAUAGGUUUACUAUUUUCUAUUUCCUGUGUGAUUUUAUCCUGUAUGAGUCAUCAUAGAUGCUCUAAAGUUUUAAUUAGCUGCUGAGUCUGAGCCACAGAUUCUAACAUCGUCUCCCUGGUCCCAUAAUAAUCAGCUUAUCCCCCUCUAACCCCAGCCUCCUAGCCUCCUCUCCUAGUGGGACCAGUGUGUGAUGGAGACCAGGUGGUCAGGGUUUUAUUUGGGGGAGAGGAGCAGCACCAGCCCAGUACAGGUGAAAUAUUUAGAGGAAGUCUGUGGCCUCGUUCCCAGUCUUCACCACCAUACAGUAUGAACCUGGCAGGCGACGCUACGGGGAAGUGGCUGAGUGGAGAAUGUGCUCUGUAUCCCCGCUUACUUACAUUCCCAUUACAGCAGAACACAGCAGAUCUCUGAAGGAUACUCUCUGGGGUCAAUAAAGCUUAAGUGCUUGAUAAAUGUCUUGAGUGCUUAAGAAUUAAUUUAAUAAAUCUACCUCAUAACGAUCUGCUCUUUACAACCGUCUGAUGUUAUGUUCUCUGUUUAAAAGAACCUAUAGAUUUCCUGGGUGAUCAUUAAUUGUUCUCUACAUUUCACGGCUGUUACUUGGAAAGGCUUAAGAACUUGAUUGUUGAUUUUCCGUUUCAAGCAGAGCUGUGUGUGUACUGUAUGUAAUGGGUUCUGGAUAAGUUGCCGUGCAUGCAUGCGUUGGUGCGCUCUGGGUCCCAGGCCCCAUGCUGUGAUGCUGCUGCUGCGGCGGCAGAGCCUGAGCUUGAACCUCACACAGGUUGAGUGCACUACAUUAACACUGCAAUCACUCACACACCACAGGCCCCGAAGCUAAGGAAAGUAAUCUAUUAAUGAAACCAGAAGAAUUACCCAAGGGCUCUACCGCUCCUGGUACUCUCAGUGCUUUAAACCACACACACACAUACACACACACACACACCAGUCACACAAAAGCCAACAGCAUCGUGUUUCCCUCCCCCUCGCUAUAAAAUGAAACCAUCUUUUAUUAAUGUUCUGUGUUGCAAGGUUGACAUGGAGCCCAUUUUAAUGAUUAAUCUGAAAGGAAAGUGGGCAUUGUACUCAAGGGGACCCUUAGGAAAUAGGGUAGCAAUGAUGCUGUUUCAGGCCUGGGGAUUAUUUUGCUGGUCAGACUUUUUGUCAUUCUAUCAUUGUACGUAUACGUUGUAGGCCUAUGGCUAUCUGCUCCAUUAUAAUAUCUGGCUAGAGUUCCAUCAACGUUGUGUCCUGUGAAGCCUCAUACCCUGCAGGAGCUCUGGCUGUCUGUUUGGACACACAGACAUUAUGGAGACUGGGGUUGUUCAUCUUUUGUCAGUUAAAGCAACCCAACCAUUUACAAGGAAACACGUUAAGUGCAUUGCAUGGAAGAUUUGCUAUUGUUGGCGCAGCAUUCCCUCCAGGGUGAGCUAUUGUACAGUACAUUACAGUUUAAUGACAAAAUUAAGAUUGCAACCAACAGAGAGAACACAGGAGAGGAAAACGCUUGUGAAGCAGUCUGACAUUUAAUAGAAUUAUCCCACCUUUUAUUGGCUGUGCUACUACUUAUGCGUAUGGUAGUAUUAGUACAGGACAGGCAUUUUGCCACAGGUUUAGCCAAAUGUUUGUAUGAUUUAUGAUGAAUUAAGGCUGGGAAUUGCAAGGGACCUCACGAUCCGAUAUUAUCACGAUACUUAGGUGCCGAUACAAUAUGUAUUGCGAUUCUAUAUGUAUUGUGAUUCGAUACUGUGAUUGUAUUGUGAUUCGGUGUUCCAAACAUAUUGCUCACCAUAUGUUUGCUGCAGAGGGACAAGAAAGAGCCAUGAGAAAAUGAGUUUUGAUCAGUCAUGAAAAUAAAAGGGCUGAAAACAAAUUGGACCCCUGUUUAAAAAGAAGAUGGAGAACAAGCUAUGAAGGAAAAAUACUGGAGUUUUGGUGCAGGUACAGUCAACUAGCGCAAAAAUAAUAUUGCAAUAUUGUCAAAAUGAUACGAUACGAUAUAGCGUCAAAAAUAAUAUCCCGAUUAUGUAACUGUAUCGAUUCUUUCCCCCCCAGCACUAUUAUGAUUCAUCCUCUGGAUUUGAUGGCUGAGCAUGCAAUCUGUUUACAGGAUGUGUGGAAAGAGGGCUCCCUUACUACAUUCUUAGAAAAAAAGUGCUAUCUAGAACUUAAAAGGUUUCUUUGGCCGUCCCCAUAGGAGAACCCUUUAAAGAACCCUUUUGGGUUCCAGGUAGAACUAUUUUGGGUUCCAUGUAGAACCCUUUCCACAGAGGGUUCUACAUGGAACCCAAAAGGGUUAAACCUGAAACCAAAAAGGGUUCUACCUGGAACCAAAAAUGGUUAUCCUAUGGGGACAGCAAAGAACCCUUUUGUAACCCUUUUUUCUAAGAGUGCACUCAACUGUAAAAUGUCACGAGGGGUAACAGAAUGCAUAGGUUUUCACACCAGAUGCUACUGCCACAAUAACAACCACUGUUCACAUGAACCAACCAGUGUCUUUAUCGGAGAUGCUAUUUGAUUUGGUUAGUCAAUGGUCACACCAGUGGAUUCUAUUGGCAGUUUGGUCGACACCCUUUAACAAUCCAUGACCAACCCAGCUGAAGAGACGCUGCAUUAGUUUUAAUUAGGAAUUCACCAGCAUCAUUCAUUAGAUCCUUUAUUCCCACCACACCGUCACACAGAUCCUAUAAUUACAGAGCCUGUUGGAGGGAAAUAAUGCAGCUCGGCUUUGUGUGGGGUAGAGAGAUGACUCAGGGAGGGAGGGAGAGAGAGAGCGGAGAAGUAGCGGGAGAGGGAGAGAGGAAUGCUAUGGAAUACUAACACACUUGCUGUCUGCAACAAAAGCCAGGCUUCCUGUCUGACUCAAUGUGUCAUCGUUUGCCCAUAUACAGCACUGUCUUCCAGCCUUUUUUGCUUUGUCAUUGGCUCGCCUUGGCAUGGAUUUCUGCCCAGUGGUGUUUUUUGAGGCCGGUGCAUCUCAGAACAAUGUGUAUUGUCUAUUUACUGCUUUUAUAAACUACAAGUUAUUAAAGUUGAAUAAACAAAGUUUAAUUCUAUAUGCAAGGUGAACAAGAAUGUUUUAUUAUGACAGGAUAUUGUGUCAAUACUCAGAGUGAGAGACUGUGAUUGAUCUUAUUGAGGGAUCUUUGACCUAUUUUAUAAUGAUGUAAUAUGCAUAAUCGAUAAGCGUGUGUGUCCUUGCGCAAUGCAUUGGCCCUUUCAUGCUUCUAUUUUUGCCUGGGGUGAGUAAGCAGGCAUGUCGGGUUGAGUUGUGAGCUGGAUGUGAGGGAGAGGUCUAGAAGUGACAGUGGCAAUCGCCCAUGGAGGUCCGCGAGCUCUAAGUCUUACUGUGCAAAGGUCAGACUGUUAGCAGCGCUCGCUCGCACUGAUAUUUGGCUGGAGAGUCACGGCAGGCACCCGGUAAGCCUUCUCUGACAGGGCUCUCUCUUAAUGAAGUGUGUUAUCUGGAGCCUGAGUAAUGACAUUGAGGAGACUACUGCUCGAAGAGACACUUCCUCUGCCAUCACAGGCCCAAUGAGGACAGAGAGAGUGACUGAGGCUGACUCUAGCAGCCCAGACUGCCCUGGUCUAGCCUGGCCUGAGGUGACCUCCGCUCACAGCUCAAGGGUCAUACUGUUCUUAAUGGUGAGGGGAAGGGACAUGUCUUCUUGUCCUCUGGACUGGAGAGAUCCAGUGAGAUCCAGUAGCAGCAGCAGCCAUCAGGUGGUGUCCAGGCCAACAGCAGCAUGUUACCCACGCAUGGCCAGAUGUGUCUUAUUCCCAGCAGGCCUAAGCCCCCUCUGUGUCAGGAGCUCAUUUAGGGAAUCCUCUGCUGUUCACCCACACAUCACGUUGUGCUUUGCAUGCUUCAAUCGUAUGCAUUUAAGGUCGACUACUCCCAUCUGUCAGACAACCAAAAAUAGACAUGCAGAGCUCUGACUACGCUGAGGGCAUCAUGAACAUCUCUGGUUGCUAUGCAAAUGUAGACAGUGGGAAAUGCUAGAGAUAUGGAUGUGCUGUAGAUACAAAUGUGGAUUAACCACAUUAUCAUCCCAUCCAAGGUCACUAAACAGUCCUCAUUGGCUGACAUGUUAUCAAUAGCAGUGUGACAGAUUCAUCUGACACAUGAUAUGCUUGACCUUGAAGCGUGUUCCUUUAAAAGUUUGCGUGAAGACUUAUGAGUUUAUAUGAGUUUGAUUGUGAGGAGCAUGUGUGUUGACUGACCCCAUUACAAAGCUCCAUUAAACGGCCCCAAGUGAGCCAGUGGGGAGGGUGUGAGGUGGCACGUGAGGCCUGUUUGUCCCUGGCAUGGGGAGGGAGAAGGAGAGGGAGGACAGUGGAGCGAUCAGCUCCACCAUUAAUCUCAGUUCUCUCCCUGGCACUGAUGUAUCACCUCCUCAUCCACAUCACAGUUAUUAGUAAGACUGGGAGAUGCAAUCCUCUUAAUAUGUCACACAUGUCAUGCCUAGAAGCCACAGCUUCAGCACCUGAAUGUGUAUAUCCUCUUCAGCUAUUAAAAUGCAAUGGCACUGAGUGAUAAACAGAUCAUUCACAUUUAUUGAUUGCAUUUCUUUUCUGUUAUAGCAUUGCUUUGAAGAUGACUUUUUACAUUGGUACUGAUUCAUGAUAUUGUAAUAAUUGUAAUAAUUUAGACUGUAGUUUCCUGAUGUUGCACAGUAAUCUGUGAGGGGUUCCAGUGUGUCAGAAUUCUAGUCCACCCAGUUUCAGUACAUAUGCUUAUCACAGAACCACUGCCAUUAUUCUAGUUAGCUGACUAACAGACACAGUGUUAAGCUGACAGCCUGACUGAGUCUGCAGUAUAUAACUCCCAGGUUGUAGGUAGAGAUGUGUAUUAGUUGCCUUGCCUGCUGGAUGGAUCACCACCCUGUUCCAAUGAGCUGUAAUCAUCCCUGGUGUGUGCUUAUGCUAAUACCAGCAGCCCUUACAAAUGCCUUAAGCUCCACCAGAGGGAAAACAACUUAUUAUGGUAGUGUGCAAUGUUUGCUGGAAAUCCAAAUAACGUAUCUUUCUGGAAUAAUUCAGAGAGGGUGGAUAUUAUUAUGGAAAACAUGUUGGUUUGAGUGACUACCCGAACGGUUUUGGCUAUGAACUAAUGCUAAUAUGACCCCUCUAUGGAAAGAUGAGGCUCUCACGAGCACGAUGGUGUUCUACGUUUUUCUCUACGACCCCCAGAAGCGUCACGGGACUUGUCUGAAGUAGGUACCGCCUAUCUGCAAACUUCUAUCUGAGGCGUCCAAACAAUUUGGGCUACACACUAAUAUGACCCCAUAAUCGAAAGGUGAGACUCUCACGAACACGUACAUGUUGCCUCACAAGACUCAUCUUAAGGUAGCCCGGUACCAGUUAAAAGAAUGUAUGGAAGUGCAGUACCAGUCAAAAGUUUGGACACACCUACUCAUUCCAGGGUUUUUCUUUAUUUUUACUGUUUUCUACAUUGUAGAAUAAUAGUGAAGACAUCAAAACUAUGAAAUAACACAUAUGGAAUCAUAUAAUAACCAGAAAGGUGUUAAACAAAUCAAAAUAUAUUUUAUAUUUGAGAUUCUUCAAAGUAGCUGCCCUUUGCCUUGAUGACAGCUUUGCACACUCUUGGCAUUCUCUCAACCAGCUUCAUGAGGUAGUCACCUGGAAUGCAUUCCAAUUAACAGGUGUGCCUUAUUAAAUGUUAAUUUGAGGAAUUUAUUUCCUUCUUACUGCAUUUGAGCCAGUCAGUUGUGUUGUGACAAGGUAGGGGUGGUAUACAGAAGAUACAGCCCUAUUUAGUAAAAGACCAAGUCCAUAUUAUGGCAAGAGCAGCUCAAAUAAGCAAAGAGAAAUGACAGUCCAUCAUUACUUUAAGACAUGAAGGUCAGUCAAUACGGAACAUUUCAAGAACUUUGAAAGUUUCUUCAAGUGCAGUCGCAAAAACCAUAUAAUAAUAAUAUGACAUUUAGCAGACACUUUUAUCCAAAGCGACUUACAGUCAUGCGCGCAUACACAUUUUUUGUGUAUGGGUGGUCCCGGUGAUCGAACCCACUACCUUGGCGUUACAAGCGCCGUGCUCUACCAGCUGAGCUACAGAGGACCACAAGGACAGACACGUCAAAGCAUACUUCCUUUAGAUUUAUUUUUUUACUGUCUGUUUUGCCAUGUAUGAAUAUGUUAUUCAAUGCGUUUCUAUGGGCUAAUAGCAUUAAGUAUUUUGGGGGGAUACUUACAGCAGUCCUAACAUUCUAAAUCAAAUAGCUAAAAUGAUCCUUGGUAUGACCAUCUUAAAACAGUUCCAUAUGUUAGCUUAGUUUAAACCCGGGACCUUAAUUAAUGCCGUUAAAUCCCUUCUGUUUGCCAUCUAUCAUAUGCAAUUCUUCUCAGCAUAGUAUACUGUAUAUAGAGUAUUAUGAGUUUGACCAAUCAUCAUACUUAUACUGUGUGAUACUUGGUUAACCUUCAUUAAACUUUAGAAUAUCACGCAGAGGUGCUGUAACACACCAUUUGUCUCUCUAAAUGUACAGGCCUAGAGGUACAGUAAUUUUAGGGAGAAGAAACACUUGCAUUAAACUCAGUGUAGAGGGUCUGGACUCCAUAGGGAGGCUGAGUUAGUCCAUAGGAAUCGCACCUUUGGCUGUGGAGAAUAUAGGAGACUGACGGGGGCAUCAGAUGUGCAGUAGAGAGUCAGUGGAGGAGUGUGCCCACUGUGCCCAGUCCUCUGUGCCACUGUGUGGUGUGCCAGACUGCUGCUCUGAGGGCAGCAUGCCCACACGCAAGCAAGGGAGGGUCACCACACUGGGCCAGUCCAUCAGUCUAACCCAGCCAGAUCUCAGCACACUUAAUCCACUCUCUCAUUGUUCCUCAGCUAUGGAGGGCUUCUGGCCCAGACUCAGCAGAUGGCUGUGGUGGCUGUCAUCAAUAUUGGAUGAAUCCUAGAUGUCUCCACAGGUUCUGGGAAAUAUGAAGCGCAUUUCUCUAUCAGUAAUUACCUCCCUCUUCCCCUUAGUCUCACACUCAAACUUUGGCAGAGGUUCACCCUCAUGUCCUGAUGGAGUUGUUGAGUUCCUGGGAUGGCCCACUUAUGUCCUUUAAGUGGGGGUAUUUCCUCAAAAUUGCCUGCUUACAGAAAUUUGUUGUGCUCUUUUCUUGUGUUCGCUGUCAGUUCCUCAUGUUAUUGUUUUCUCCUUGUCUUGCAGCGGGAUGCUAAAGGACAGUAUCUGUUCGACCUGAUCUGCCACCACCUGAACCUACUGGAGAAGGACUACUUUGGCAUCAGAUAUGUGGACCCAGACAAGCAGCGGGUGUGUGUGUGUGAGUGCCUGCGUGCGUGCUUGCGUGCGUGUGUGUGUCCCUGUGCUGGAUGAAGCAUACUGCAGUAAAGGUGACGGUUCAAAGAGAUACAGGGCCAGAUUGAAGAUUCAUGUUAUUUACUUUCUUUCAUAACACACCAUUUCAGAGUGACACUCGUUCCAUCAGCAGCAGCAGCAGAGCACUGAAGGGUAUUACUCUCUCUCAGAGAGAGCUUGUAGCGGCACUGCUUGAUUCAUGAAGAAUUUACAUGUGCUCAGAUUGUGUCUUUUAGCCACAGAGACAAGACACCGGUCCUGCUGAUCCUGCAUUUCCAAUGCUGCCACUCAGGGCUAUUUCAGUGGUUGUUGUUGUGGUGAUGAGGUGGUGAAGAGAGGGGCUUGAUGGAGUUAAUGUUCCCAGAAGGACAGGGGGAUGAAUCAGGGCCUGAUAUACUGGCAGAACCAGAGUUACCUUCAGCACUGAGCUUAGAGAGUACUGCCACAGUGUGUGUGUCUGUCUGUCUGUCUGGCCAGGCCCAGGCAUACUGGUGUAGUAUCAUCUGAUAGAACAUCCAUUACUGUCAUUUAUAGACAGAGAGGUUAUCUGUAUGGGCCUUUACUGUUCAAUUUGCUUCAGCAUGAUGUUGAUUUAAUGAAACAAAUCAGGACUUGAUAGCAUGAAUGAUGGUGUGUUUUAGAUCCAAAGCUGACAUGACAUGACACAGGCUUUCACACAUCUUUAGAUGAACGGUCAUUCCUGUCUAUUGCAUUUAACCUGCUAGCUUUGUAGAGUGAUAUGAGCGUGGUGUCAGGAGUAACAGCUCAGCUCAGCUGUAAUUAAGGCAGUAGAAGCAGGAUUUUCAGACGUUUCACUUUUGUCACACUUUGAUCAUGUGUCUUUUUUGUUGUUGAUGCAGCAUUGGUUGGAGGUCACAAAGUGUAUUGCCAAGCAGAUGAAAUGUAAGUAUUUUGAGUGUCUUCCUGUUCACACUAUGAUAAUUCUGCUAAUUGAGCAAUUAUAGUUUUCAUCAGCAUGGGGUCUCUAAUGACACAUCAUGUAAUCUGACUAAUGGGCGGCAGGUAGCCAAGUGGUUAAGAGCGUUCGGCCAGUAACCAAAAGGUUGCUGGUUUGAAUCCCUGAGCCAACUAGGUGAAAAAUCUGUCGUUGAGCCCUUGAGCAAGGCACUUAACCCUAAUUGCUCCUGUACAUUGCUCUGGAUAAGAGUGUCUGCUAAAAUGUAAAUGUAAUGAUUGUGCAUUUGAAUACAGAUGGUAGGAAGUUACUGUAUUAUGAUUUCAACAGAUCAAGAUUCUCCAUUUGACUGUGAGUAUGGACAGAAAAGAUGAACUGUCCCUCAAAAAAACUCACAUAAAUCCUAGCAGAAGAUAAUCCACACUAAGGUCUCUCACCCACUCUCUUGUCUUUGCAACUCAUCAUCAACUGUGUCUUGCUAGUUGUGGAUACAGAGCUUAAGUGAGAUUCCAUUAACCUAAUCUAUUGUAUACUGUGCUAUGAUAUGAAGUAAAGAUCUAAACUCAUUUUCAUUUAUGGUAAUCAUUUUUCAGUGCCACCUUCAAAGAUUGGUUAAUUCAUGGGAGCUGUUUAAAUUGAGUAGCCAUUUGAAAUGCUAAUAUGUUAACUGAAAUGGUUUAAUCAAUUCAUGUUAGCACUAUGUUAGAACACUUUUGCAAGGUGGUGCUUUUAGAGCAUUUUUUCAGUUAAUCAUUUGAACUCUGACCAUGAAAUGUUCCUGACUAUUUCGUUCUCCAUUGCUGACUCAAGCCUUUGUCCCCCAGCCCAGCCUCCGUUCACCAUGUGUCUCAGAGUCAAGUUUUACCCUCCUGAUCCCGCUGCUCUCAAAGAGGAAAUAACCAGGUAGGACUUUGUGUGAUACUCAGCAAAGUAAAGAAAUGCCAACAACCACUCCCCCAGCGACAACUCUGGGCUCCUCUAGUAUAAAGAAGAAGUCAGGUAAAGCAGCCAUGGCUUUGUGUAUCAAAGAUUUUAAUAACUUUUGACUUUUCAAAAUCAGUUUCAAAGCACCCUCUGUUGUUUACCACCUUCUCUCACACUUUUCUUUUUCUCCAGAAAUGUUUGCGUGCUGAAUGCACAGACAGUAUUUUUAGUUUUUCUAGACAUUAUUGAAGGGCCUCCAUAAUUAAAAAAGUCUGAGCAUUUUGUGUCUAAAAUAGUGCGAUAAAUAUUAAAAAGAGACGGUGCUGUUUGAAGUAAAGUUGAGAUGUAUGUAAAAAGCCUUCCUAAAUAAGCUGGCGGGAGAGCCUGUUCUCAGAAAUGUCUGCUAAAUUGGGAGGCUGUGUAGCUGGCCUGUGCUCUGCGUUGGUCUCUCUGGAUGGCUGACUGGCUGACUGGCUGGCUGUUGAGGGAAGGUAGGGAAGGAGGAGGACUGAGGGUCAGUGACUGCUAGCAGACUCCUCUAAAUGAUACAUGAUUAGCCCCCAGCUAGCUCAGAUUGGAAUCAUUUUUGCACUGUUCUUCGCCUGACUCCCUCAUCCCCUAUGCAGUCUGCAAUGAGGUCACCCAGAAAAGCCUCUCUGUGCCCUCAAUAGGGCCUUUAAACACCCUCUGAUAUGUUCUGAUCUCUACCACCUGAUGAUAACAUCAAAUAAGCAAGUACAGUGCAUUUGAAAAGUACCCCUUCACUUUUUCCACAUUUUGUAACAUUAAAGCCUUAUUCUAAAAUUGAUUAAAACACAUUUUUCCUCAUCAAUCCUCAUCAAUCAAUUCCUCAUACACACAAUACCCUAUAACGAUAAAGCAAAAACAGGUUUUGGGAAAUUUUUACAAAUGUAUCAAAAAUAAAAACAGAAAAAUCAAAUUUACAUAAGUAUUCAGACCCUUUACUCAGUACUUUGUUGAAGCACCUUUGGCAGCGAUUACAGUCUUGAGUCUUCUUGGGUAUGAUGCUACAAGCUUGGCACACCUGUAUUUGGGGAGUUUCUCCCAUUGUUCUCUGCAGAUCCUCUCAAUCUUUGUCGGGUUGGUUGGGGAGCAUCACUGCACAGCUAUUUUCAGGUCUCUCCAGAGAUGUUCUAUCAGGAUCAAGUCCAGGCUCUGGCUGGGCCACUCAAGGACAUUCAGAGACUUGUCCCAAAGUCACUCCUGCGUUGUCUUGGCUGUGUGCUUAGGGUCGUUGUCCUGUUGGAAGGUGAACCUUCGCCCCAGUCUGAGGUCCUGAGCGCUCUGGAGCAGGUUGUCAUCAAGGAUCCCUCUGUGCUUUGCUCUGUUCAUCUUUCCCUCGAUCCUGACUAGUCUCCCAGUCCCUGCCGCUGAAAAACAUUCCCACAGCAUGAGGCUGCCACCACCAUGCUUCACUGUAAGGAUGGUGCCAGGUUUCCUCCAUACGUGACGCUUGGCAUUCAGGCCAAAGAGUUGAAUCUUGGUUUCAUCAGACCAGAGAAUCUUGUUUCUCAUGGUCUGAGUGUCCUUUAGGUGCCUUUUGACAAACUCCAAGCGGGCUGUCAUGUGCCUUUUACUGAGGAGUGGCUUCCGUAUGGCCACUCUACCAUAAAAGCCUGAUUGGUGGAGUGCUGCAUAGAUGAUUGUCCUUCUGGAAGGUUCUCCCAUCUCCAGAGAGGAACUCUAGAGCUCUGUCAGAGUGACCAUCGGGUUCUUUUUUUCCCCCGCAAAUAUAUAUAUAUAUAUAUACAUAUACAUAUACAUACAUAUACACAUACAUACAUACAUAUAAAUACAUAUACAGUGGGGAGAAGAAGAAUUUGAUACACUGCCGAUUUUGCAGGUUUUCCUACUUACAAAGCAUGUAGAGGUCUGUCAUUUUUAUCAUAGGUACACUUCAACUGUGAGAGACGGAAUCUAAAACAAAAAUCCAGAAAAUCACAUUGUAUGAUUUUUAAGUAAUUAAUAUGCAUUUUAUUGCAUGACAUAAGUAUUUGAUACAUCAGAAAAGCAGAACUUAAUAUUUGGUACAGAAACCUUUUUUUGCAAUUACAGAGAUCAUAUACAGUGGGGAGAACAAGUAUUUGAUACACUGCCGAUUUUGCAGGUUUUCCUACUUACAAAGCAUUUAGAGGUCUGUAAUUUUUAUCAUAGGUACACUUCAACCGUGAGAGACGGAAUCUAAAAAUCCAGAAAAUCACAUUGUAUUAUUUUUAAGUAAUUAAUUUGCAUUUUAUUGCAUGACAUAAGUAUUUGAUACAUCAGAAAAGCAGAACUUAAUAUUUGGUACAGAAACCUUUGUUUGCAAUUACAGAGAUCAUACGUUUCCUGUAGGUCUUGACCAGGUUUGCACACACUGCAGCAGGGAUUUUGGCCCACUCCUCCAUACAGACCUUCUCCAGAUCCUUCAGGUUUCGGGGCUGUCGCUGGGCAAUACGGACUUUCAGCUCCCUCCAAAGAUGUUCUAUUGGGUUCAGGUCUGAAGACUGGCUAGGCCACUCCAGGACCUUGAGAUGCUUCUUACGGAGCCACUCCUUAGUUGCCCUGGCUGUGUGUUUCGGGUCGUUGUCAUGCUGGAAGACCCAGCCACGACCCAUCUUCAAUGCUCUUACUGAGGGAAGGAGGUUGUUGGCCAAGAUCUCGCAAUACAUGGCCCCAUCCAUCCUCCCCUCAAUACGGUGCAGUCGUCCUGUCCCCUUUGCAGAAAAGCAUCCCCAAAGAAUGAUGUUUCCACCUCCAUGCUUCAUGGUUGGGAUGGUGUUCUUGGGGUUGUACUCAUCCUUCUUCUUCCUCCAAACACGGCGUGUGGAGUUUAGACCAAAAAGCUCUAUUUUUGUCUCAUCAGACCACAUGACCUUCUCCCAUUCCUCCUCUGGAUCAUCCAGAUGGUCAUUGGCAAACUUCAGACGGUCCUGGACAUGCGCUGGCUUGAGCAGGGGGACCUUGCGUGCGCUGCAGGAUUUUAAUCCAUGAUGGCGUAGUGUAUUACUAAUGGUUUUAUUGAGACUGUGGUCCCAACUCUCUUCAGGUCAUUGACCAGGUACUGCCGUGUAGUUCUGGGCUGAUCCCUCACCUUCCUCAUGAUCAUUGAUGCCCCACGAGGUGAGAUCUUGCAUGGAGCCCCAGACCGAGGGUGAUUGACCGUCAUCUUGAACUUCUUCCAUUUUCUAAUAAUUGCGCCAACAGUUGUUGCCUUCUCACCAAGCUGCUUGCCUAUUGUCCUGUAGCCCAUCCCAGCCUUGUGCAGGUCUACAAUUGUAUCCCUGAUGUCCUUACACAGCUCUCUGGUCUUGGCCAUUGUGGAGAGGUUGGAGUCUGUUUGAUUGAGUGUGUGGACAGGUGUCUUUUAUACAGGUAACGAGUUCAAACAGGUGCAUUUAAUACAUGUAAUGAGUGGAGAACAGGAGGGCUUCUUGAAGAAAAACGAACAGGUCUGUGAGAGCCGGAAUUCUUACUGGUUGGUAGGUGAUCAAAUACUUAUGUCAUGCAAUAAAAUGCAAAUGAAUUACCUAAAAAUCAUACAAUGUGAUUUUCUGGAUUUUUCUUUUAGAUUCCGUCUCUCACAGUUGAAGUGUACCUAUGAUAAACAUUACAGACCUCUACAUGCUUUGUAAGUAGGAAAACCUGCAAAAUCGGCAGUGUAUCAAAUACUUGUUCUCCCCACUGUACAUAUCCUUAAAAAUAUAUAUAUAUUUCCCUUUAUUACUUUCCAACCCCACCACCCCUUCCCUAAUUGGAGUAAACUAGUGAACAACAAUGCUUAGGCCUCUACUUCCAGCUUAUACAUACUAUAUACAUUUUAUGGACACAGUCAAUUUUACAAUAAUUCUAUUUUGUUUGUUUUUACUCAUAAACUUCCUGUACCCCCAACCUCUCCGAUCAUUUUCAUGAUGUCUAUCCGGUUUGCUUCUAUAUGCCAUAUCUUCCUAACUGUGCUCUUUCACAAAAGCUCUCAACCUAUAACCUAUAUACUUAUUAUGGACACAGUAUGCACCUCCCUGACCAAGGCCCUUCUCCCCGGAUUGCUCAGUUUGGCCGGGCGGCUAGCUCUAGGAAGAGUCUUGGUGGUUCCAAUCUUCUUCCAUUUAAGAAUGAUGGAGGCCACUGUGUUCUUAAGGACCUUCAAUACUGGAACUUGUUUUGGUACCCUUCCCCAGAUCUGUGCCUCGACACAAUCCUGUCUCGGAGUUCUACGGACAAUUCCGUCAACCUCAUGGCUUGGUUUUUGUUCUGACAUGCACUGCCAACUGUGGGAACUUAUAUAGACAGGUGUGUGCCUUUCCAAAUCAUGUACAAUCAAUUGAAUUUACCACAGGUGGACUCCAAUCAAGUUGUAGAAACAUCUCAAAGAUGAUCAAUGAAAACAGGAUGCACCUGAGCUCAAUUUCGAGUCGCAUAGCAAAGGGUCUGAAUACUUAUGUAAAUAAGGUAUUUCUGUUUUUCAUUUGUAAUAAAUGUGAUGAAAAAAAAACAUGUUUUCGCUUUGUCCUCAUGGGGUAUUGUGUGUAGAUUGAUGAGGAAAAUGUUAUAUUUAAUCCAUUUUAGAAUAAGGCUAUAACGUAACAAAAUGUGGAAAAAAUGAAGGGGUCUGAAUACUUUCCGAAUGCACUGUACGUGUGCAAUUGAGUAUGAGUGUGUUUCUUGUGUCUGUGUAUUGGUACAUGUGUGUUUGCUUAUGUCUAUUACAAUGUGUGUAUGUGUUGAAAGGAGGCACACACACCUAGCCUGUUUAUAUGAGGUGUUUGACAUCUCAUAUUCAUUACUGUCUAGCGAUUCAUUAACUUAGGUGUGAUGAAAUGAACAUAGAAUGCAGAGUGCAGAUAAUGAAUUGUGCGGAUUUUGUUUGGGUGACAGGUUCUGAUGGAGUGGGAGAGGGAGGAGAGAAGGAGUGGCUGAGGAAAAGAGUGAUAGAGAGAGUGGUAGAGAGGGAUAGACCACCUCAUCUAGUUGGAGACCAGGGAGAUGAAGGGUGAAAGGAGGGUAAAUGAUAAUAAUCAAUGACAAGUCUAGUUCAAUGUUGUUUCCUUAUUAAUCAAAUACUGAAAGGAUACUGUACACUAUAUAGCACAAUGGUUAGACCACACAAUGAGGGAAGAGGAUAGGGAUGGGUAAAAUAUUAAUUUCAAUUCACGGCUGUCCUUCAACAAAUCUACCGACAGCAGAGAUGUGAAAGGCAGAUGAAAAGACAAAAUAAAUGUAGGGCAGAAAAUUGGCACGAUACAGUAUUGGUCAUUUACUGGUGUCACCCAGAGAGAGAAUGGGAAGUUGCUUUUUUGUCAUAUAUGGCUCCUUAAGUGAUAUGCUAUUAACUGUGGUGGAACUGGUCUAUAUUACAAAGUUACAGCCGAGCAUACGUAUCUUCUCGCAUUCACAUGGGUUCUCCUGGGCUCAUUUAGGUGUUGGUUGUGGGAAGUUGGUGUCAGGGGAAUCUGGGGUCCAUUUGGUCGUCUCUCCAAAUGGUCCAUUGAACCGUUUUUUUCACGUUACAUUCACUUUCAGAAUCUUUAAAUGGACAAACCUGUACAGAAACCAUUGCUAACACCUGCAUUGUUCCAGGUGUUAGUCUCAGUCUGCAGCCAGUGUAGCUGGUGUAUCUGGCAGACAGUGCUGCUGUGUUCUGGGAGGCCCUGGUCCCAUCUGGGUUCUAAUCUGGAUGCUUGAACAGAAACACAGUCAGUCGACAAUAGCGGCAGUUUGCCUCAGGACCUCCCAUACCAAACCCUGUCCCCAAAACUCAUUUAAACAUCCUUUCCCCUGAAACAGAAAGCACAUUUUGUGCAAAAUCUUUUUUUAUUUUUUAUUCAAAGCACCCAAAGGGAAUCUGAAAAUCAACAUUCUUUUGAGUUUGUCAGUGGUGAUGUCUUGCCAUUGAAUUGUUUUGCAGUAGAUCUAAAAAUAAGUGUCUGUAAUAUUGAGGAAUCUCAUUAAAGUAGACAGGUGACUGAGUUUCAUGACCUCUGACCUUCUUCCCCCUCUCUGUUCUGGUCACAGAUAUUUAGUCUUCCUGCAGAUCAAGAGAGAUCUGUACCACGGCCGCCUCCUGUGUAAGACAUCGGAUGCUGCCAUGCUGGCUGCCUUCAUCCUGCAAGGUACAGUGACAGGACCUGACAGGCUGGAUUUGCCUGCCCCACUCUCUGGACUGUAUUUUCAAACUGUAUUCCCCAUCAUAGAGAUAAAUACCAGCCGGGAAAAAAAUACCUGGAUUUCUUAUAAGGAUGUUGUGUAAUCAGUUUGUAAUGCAGAUUAAAUGCCCUGAGGGUUUCUUACCUCCGUAUUGACUGAUCUCUUCUGUAUGAUAAAAAGCAUGAAAUUAGAAUUUCAUGCAGACAACACGUGCACCUCCAUACUAAUUUACACUGUAAAUCCAUAGCUGACAAAGAAAGACAGGACGGCUGAUAAGUAAGAUCAAUGCUUUGAAACGUGGAUGUCAUGCUAGGUUAUAAGGUCUUCUGAUUAUCAGGCAUCUUGCUAUCAGCACUAUCGUUAGCUGUUUAAAAUCAAAUCAAAUUGUAUUCGUCACAUACACAGUUUACAGCAGGUAUAAAAGGUGCAGUGAAAUGCUUAUGUGCUAGCUCCCUCAACAAUGCAGUACAUCAUUCUAUAGCAAUUAUGACAAUACAAAUUGUCACGUCAAAAAUAACAAGUAAUAGAAGUAAUAGGAGAGGUAGUAUGCAUAGUAAUAAUGGACUGUAUUACACUGUAUUUACAAAUAUAAAGUUGGUCACGCAGUGGAAUACAUAGUAUAUAAUAGAACAGCAGCUUUGACUGUGUGUGUGUAUGUAUGUGUGUGUGUUCUGAGUGUGUAUGGGUGCUUGUGUGUGUGUGUGUGUUUGUGUGUACGUUUGUGUGUAAGGGUUGGAUGUGUGGGUAGUUAGUGGAAAUCAUCACUAAGGUGCAAAUAGUCUCUAAGGUGCAGGUCUGUGCAGGGAGACAGCUAGGGUUAGCUGUUCAGCAGUCUAAUGGCCUGGUGGUAGUAGCUGUCUCUGAGCCUGUUGGUCCGAGACCCAAUGCUCUGAUACCGCUUGCCAGAUGGUAACCGAGUGAACAGUCUGUGGCUCGGGUGACUGGAGUCCUUGAUGAUCUUUCGGGACUUCCACAGACACCGUCUGGAGUAGAUGUCCUGCAGGGCAGGGAACUCGCCCCCAGUGAUGUAUUGGGCUGUCCGCACCACCCUCUGUAGAGCCUUCUGGUUGAGGGCGGUGUAGUUGCCAUACCAGGUGGUGAUGCAGCCGGUCAAGAUGCUCUCGAUGGUGCAACAGCAAUACACAAAUUGGCUUAAUUAUUUAUUUACUAACCCCCCCCCCCCUGUUUCCUGUAGUCCACGAUCAGCUCCUUUGUUUUGCUGACAUUGAGGGAGAGGCUGUUUUCCUGGCACCACUCUGCCAGGACUCUAACCUCGUCCCUGUAGGCUGUUUCAUUGCAGUCAACAUCAGGCCCACCACCGGUGUGUCAUCGGUAAACUUAAUGAUGGUGUUGGAGUCAUGCACGGCCACGCAGUCGUGGGUGUACAGGGAGUACAGGAGGGGGCUGAGCACACACCCCUGGGGGGUCCCCAUAUUGAGGGUCAGCGUGGCGGAGGUGUUGUUGCCUAACCUCACUACCUCGGGUCUACCUGUCAGGAAGUCCUGGAUUCAUUUGCAGAGGGGGGUGUUCAUACCCAGAGCCUUGAGCUUAGUGUCAAGCUUGGAGGGGACAAUGAUGUUGAAUGCUGAGAUGUAGUCAAUGAACAGCACUCUCACGUAAGCAUGGAGCUCACACACAGUAGACCCUCCAAAAACAGGCAGGCUGUAUGUUUGAGGGGUACGGCGAGCGAGCCAAAGGCCGCAGAAAGUACAGUAUUAGGAGAAGGCAGGUCCCUUGGCAUGCACCGCUCUGUUCAGGAGGAGGGGCUGCUGCUGAAUUAAAGAUCUGCUGCCUGGUCACCUCCUCGUCCUCUCUCACUGGGGGAAAUAAUUGUCAGAGCCUCAUGAGGGACUUCAGUGUGGCAUGAAGUCACAAAUAAACAACUGCAACCCUGGGCCAGUUUAAAAUGUCGUCAUUAAGAGCUCUGCUGACAACACCUCGGCCAGGGUGCCAGUAAUGUGUGUGUAAAACUGUAUCAAGACUCACCUUAGCCCUAAUAAUUCUUGUUUACGAGGACACACUUCAUAGCAAGUUACAGUGCCUUGCAAAAGUAUUCAAGUGAAUAGUUAUGCACGCUCAAGUUUUCUGUUAUGUUGUCUUAUGUCUUGUUUGUUUCACAAUAAAACAUAUUUUGCAUCUUCGAAGUGUUAGGCAUGUUGUGUAAAUCAAAUAAUACAAACCCCCAAAAAAUCUAUUUUAAUUCCAGGUUGUAAGGCAACAAAAUAGGAAAAAUGCCAAGGGGGUGAAUACUUUCGCAAGCCACUGUAUUUAUUACUGCAAACUGAGAUUCUGUAAAAACAUGUGAUUUUAUGAUUUCUUGUACGGAAUGAUGUGAAUAUUAGUCAUCUUACUGUAUAUACUGUAUGUAACCAUGUAUGGUUAGAGUGUGGUGCUGUGAAAUGGUAGAUACACAAAAAUGUAUGCGCGCAUGACUGUAAGUCGCUUUGGAUAAAAGCGUCUGCUAAAUGGCAUAUUAUUAUUAUUAUUAUUAGAUCAUUUUAUUAACAUUUUUCUAUCUCUGUGUUCCAGCUGAGAUUGGGGACUAUGACCCUGGGAAACAUCCUGAAGGAUACAGCUCUAAAUUCCAGUUUUUUCCAAAACAUUCAGAGAAGCUGGAGAGACGAAUCUCAGAUAUACACAAGACAGAACUGAUGUAAGGACCAAUCAACUGUUCCUGGGUCUCUCUCAACCACUCGCACAUGCAUGCAUGUUCAUGCAUACACACAACAUUCAGCCUAUAAGACAACUCAAAGCACUAACAAGUAUUUUGCGACUGCUUAUUAAUAAUACAAAUCAUUUAUUCAACUUUUAUAGCUCUAUUCAUGACAUAAAGAAAUCCCAAAGUGCUGUAAUUGUUAUCGUCUUGGAGACUAGUUCCUUCACCCUCUUCUCAAACAUUUGUUUCAUCAAACUAGCAGAAACAGCCAGGUAGACUGGCUAAUGGCCCGCUGUUAUUUGAGGGUUUUGUAGAGAGCAGGGUUGAGAUGGUGGAAUUGUCUUGAGCACACAAAUUAGUACUACCUUUCAUUAGUACAGUCAUUAGUGUACUAAUGAUCUGGAAGGGAGUGCAAUGCAUUACACCUAAUGAAGUAGGAUAGGGUCGUGUGUGCACACAACACACACACACAAACACGCACACACACCACUUUCUCUGCCAGCAGGUUAGCAGAUUAAGCAUCACUGAGGGUUUCUUCAUGAUGAUACACAGGUUGUGAAGGACACUUACCACUCUGAUCCUUCACGCUCACCCUCAGGACUCUGAAGGUCAUGUGAUUGAGGCCGCAUGGAUAAUGGUUUAGCCAUAAUGGAUGAGCUAUUUAUCCUCCCGCAAGGCGCUUCUCCUUUGUUUAAACCAUAAUUAGUAUGAGAUAAUGUGCUCUAUAGAAAUGAAACUACAUUGAAACAUGGAUCAGACAUUUUCACUUUAGCUCAGAAGGGAUUUGAAGGUUCUUUGUUUGUUGCCAUUACUGAGUGCUUUGUCUACAGUUGUGGUCAAACGUUUUGAGAAUGACACAAGUAUUGGUCUUCACAAAGUUUGCUGCUUCAGUGUUUUUAGAUAUUUUUGUCAGAUGUUACUAUGGUAUACUGAAGUAUAAUUACAAGCAUUCCAUAAGUGUCAAAGGCUUUUAUUGACAAUUACAUUAAGUUUAUGCAAAGAGUCAAUAUUUGCAGUGUUGACCCUUCUUUUUCAAUACCUCUGCAAUCCGCCCUGGCAUGCUGUCAAUUAACUUCUGGGCCACAUCCUGACUGAUGGCAGCCCAUUCUUGCAUAAUCAAUGCUUGGAGUUUGUCAGAAUUUGUGGGUUUUUGUUUGUCCACCUGCCUCUUGAGGAUUGACCACAAGUUCUCAAUGGAAUUAAGGUCUGGGGAGUUUCCUGGCCAUGGACACAAAAUGUCGAUGUUUUGUUCCCCAAGCCACUUAGUUAUCACUUUUGCCUUAUGGCAAGGCGCUCCAUCAUGCUGGAAAAGGCAUUGUUCGUCACCAAACUGUUUUUGGAUGGUUGGGAGAAGUUGCUCUCGGAGGAUGUGUUGGUACCAUUCUUUAUUCAUGGCCGUGUUCUUAGGCAAAAUUGUGAGUGAGCCCACUCCCUUGGCUGAGAAGCAACCCCACACAUGAAUGGUCUCAGGAUGCUUUACUGUUGGCAUGACACAGGACUGAUGGUAGCUCUCACCUUGUCUUCUCCGGACAAGCUUUUUUCCGGAUACCCCAAACAAUCGGAAAUGGGAUUCAUCAGAGAAAAUGACUUUACCCCAGUCCUCAGCAGUCCAAUCCCUGUUCCUUUUGCAGAAUAUCAGUCUGUACUUGAUUUUUUUCCUGGAGAGAAGUGGCUUCCUCGCUGCCCUUCUUGACACCAGGCCAUCCUCCAAAAGUCUUCGCCUCACUGUGCGUGCAGAUGCACUCACACCUGCCUGCUGCCAUUCCUGAGCAAGCUCUGCACCGGUGGUGCCUCGAUUCCACAGCUGAAUCAACUUUAGGAGACGGUCCUGGCGCUUGCUGGACUUUCUUGGGCGCCCUGAAGCCAUCUUCACAACAAUUGAACCUCUCUCCUUGAAGUUCUUGAUGAUCCGAUAAAUGGUUGAUUUAGGUGCAAUCUUACUAGCAGCAAUAUCCUUGCCUGUGAAGCCCUUUUUGUUCAAAGCAAUGAUGACGGCAUGUGUUUCCUUGCAGGUAACCAUGGUUAACAGAGGAAGAACAAUGAUUUCAAGCACCACCCACCUUUUAAAGCUUUCAGUCUCAUAUUCUAACUCAAUCAGCAUGACAGAGUGAUCUCCAGCCUUGUCCUCAUCAACACUCUCACCUGUGUUAACGAGAGAAUCACUGACAUGAUGUCAGCUGGUCCUUUUGUGCCAGGGCUGAAAUGCAGUGGAAAUGUUUUUUGGGGAUUAAGUUCAUUUUCAUGGCGAAGAGGGACUUUGCAAUUCAUUGCAAUUCAUCUGAUCACUCUUCAUAACAUUCUUCAGUAUAUGCAAAUUGCCAUCAUAAAAACUGAGGCAGCAGACUUUGUGGAAAUUAAUAUUUGUGUCAUUCUCAAAACUUUUGACCACGUCUGUACAAAGUUAGAAAACAAGGUGCUUUCUAGAACCUAAAUGGGUUCUUCGGCUGUCCCCAUAGGAUAACCCUUUGAAGAACCCUUUUUCGUUCCAGGUAGAACAUACUUUAUACUGUGGAAAGCAUGGAGGAUGUGACUGCACCCAAAUGAGUGUAGUCUGAGUUUCAUAGGUAUAGGAGCUGUAAGAUAAUUAUAGAUAAGAUCCUCUGCUGCACUCUAGUGGGUUGUUCACGUCUCACCACCAACAAAACACCUGUCCGUCAUGCCUGGCGUGUGAUCAUGGAAAAUAUCCUUGGAAUGCUGAAGCAGGUGCCUAUUUGGAUCUUUUGAGUGUAUCAGUAAUUCAAGCUUAAGGGUCACGGGCAUAUCUUGAUGUGUUUUUUCCAUUGAUUGUGCUGGAGGUCAGGCUGAUACUCACGUUACUCCAUUGCUAUUGAAUGUUGAAUGGUUGGUGCAUGAUUAAAUGUUAAUGGGUAAAGGUAUCUAGGAUGGUUGACACAGUAUCUGCCUGUCUGGCCAUCUAUUCAGAUCUCUGUGAUCUAUUCAGCAUCUGCUAGCUCAUUCUGGUGAUCAAUCAUCUGUGUAAGGGGAAGAGUUUUGUCACAGUUAAUAUUAUUCACGCAUUUUACCUUUACUUUUCAUAGACCUGGAUGUAUUGAUGUUAAGUAUCUUAAUCAUACAUUGAUGCCAUAUUUGUUGAUGCUCUCUCUCAGUGGCCAGACACCUGAAACAUCAGAGCUGAACUUCCUCCAGAAAGCCCAGAUGCUGGAGACAUAUGGUGUGGAUCCUCAUCCAUGCAAGGUGGCCAAUUCUCACACACUGCUGCUUCAGUUUAAUACAUUUUCAUUUAAAUACCCUUUUUCCCCUCUACUUGAGCUUUGAGGUCUCUCGUGGUAGAACGGAUAACAACUUUCUAAAACAAAUAGCAGCAUAUACAGUUAUGUAGUAUGUUCAGUGCGUGUGUGUAUUUGAUACAGGUAUAUCGAGUAUUGUAUGGUGCCAUUAUGUAAAACACUUUAUUCUGUUUCUGACAGGAUGUAUCUGGAAAUCCAGCCUUUCUUGCCUUCACCCCGUUUGGAUUUGUCGUGCUUCAGGGAAAUAAGAGGGUUCAUUUCCUCAAGUGGUGAGUAGAAUGAUUUCUCCUCGAACCCUGAACCAAAAAACCACAGCUUGUUAUACUGUCACAAUCAACAGAGUGUGUCCAUCUGCCUCUCUCCUCCUGAAAAGAGGUCCAGAAUGCAUACAGUACUUACAGGUGUCUCAUUAUCUUAGCUAGUCGCUACCAUUCUGGGCAUAUGAUUCCACAGCCUGUCUGUUUGAAAUCAACUUGUUUACAGAUUGGAUGCAUAAGAGAAAAACAUGUUUUCAACCACAAUGCAGAAAUGAUCAUGCAUGCAGCAAUGGCUGUAAGAAUCCUCAAAGACAUACAUGGAUCAGUGCUGUAACAUACUAUUCCAUACAGCUCCUCUCAUUAAGCCAGUAACCCACUAUAUUGGGUCUGUAAUAGUUCAAUAGGAGUUAGAUAUUCACUCCUGAUAUAGAAAUCACACCACCUAAUUCAGAACAGUAUGUCUGUAAUACUUACUAAUUCUGGCCAAGUAGACAAUGUGAAUGUUACAAUAUUUAUGGCUGCUUUGUUGGUUUUACCCAUCCCAUGUCCCCAGUUUGCCUGGGGUAUUAUCAGAAAUGUGUUCUGUGAGCCAAAUAUGGAGCUGUUUGUGUGAUCUGCUAGUGGUUGUGAUGAAUUUUUAAAGAGCCUCUCAGUGCAGCUGGAUGUGUGUGUAACUAUCCCCUUUCCUUGUGGGCAGGAACGAGGUGACCAAACUGAAGUUCGAGGGAAAGAUAUUCCAUAUAUAUGCAAAUCAGAAGGAGGUGAGAGUAUUAAUUAUUGUUGUGUGUUGGGGGAGUCAAGCAGAGAGAGCAGCGCAGCAACAUACUUUGACUCUGACAACAGGGCCUGGAGAUACCAUGUUCUAGGCAUACCACAGACCAGUGUGUUCAAUAAACAGCAGUAGUUACAGUAAUGACUCUUGACUUGAAACUCUGAGAUAAACUGUCAGUUUGUUUUAUUUUCCUGCACAUUUAUUUCUAAUGUGCAGGAUAAAAAGAUCAUCUUGACGUACUUUGCACCAACACCUGAGGCCUGCAAGCACCUGUGGAAAUGUGGAGUGGAGAACCAAGCCUUCUACAAGUAAGUGUUGUUCUUCCUCUAAGCCGUAGCUACACACUGUACUCCAGUGCAUCUGUGAGAGCUGUCCAAAGGGUGCUCUCCUCUCACCCUGAAGUGUCCACCUUGAAGUGUCCUUCUCAGAGAGGGGAUGAGACGCGUGGCAACGGUGACCUAUUGUGAGUGAGUGUGUGAUGGAGUGAGACAGUGAACACUCCACAGCUCCUCCAGAGAAAUGAGUGCUCCUUCCGUCUCAGCCAUGACUGAUUGUGUGUGUCCUCUACCCCCCCCUCUGGGAGGUGUUAAAAGAUCCCCAACCCCUGCAGCACAUCAACACAAUAACUGGAGAGAGUCUAGUAAUGGAUGAGGGUGACAGGGAAUGUUGCUAAGGAGCGUGUGGGCUGAGAGAGUGCUCAGGUGAUAUAAGGACACAGAGGAAGGUGGAGGGAGAAGGGGGAAAGAGGGGAGGAAAGGGAAAACGUAGGGCAGCUCACAGCACACAGCGAAAUCGAAUUAGUAUGAUGUGAUUUCCGGCUAUAGGGCUAUAGAUCUCAAUGGGGACUGGUGGAUUUUCACGGACGCCUGGCUCAUUGGCACAGAGUUUCAUACUGCUGUAAUGAAAGACAUCUGUCUGUGAGUGCUAAAUCCCACUGUAUCAGGCACACACCGCACAUACACACAUUUAUCAUUCAGGGCAUUUAUGUAGGGCUUUUAUGUAAUUUUCCCAUAGUUAUAACGCUAUUAUGUCUUACAGAUAGUAUAACUAAGCUAUUAUGUCUUACAUAUAGUAUACUGCAUGCACACAUCUCCAAGGAGGACUAGGCACUAGGCCAUAAUACAUGAGAGUCAGGGUGUUGGUUUCCAGUCCAAGCUGGGCUUAGAGAACCAGAUAGCAUAUAAGAAGGCUGGAAAUAAAGAAGCCCAUUGUAUGUACUAAAAGUGAGAACAGCAAAGUGAGAAUAGGCUGUGAUGCUGUAGGAGGGAGAAUAGGAUCAGUCCACAGACUCCUUACAACGUAAAGGGUAAAAAGUAUUAACAGCUCCCAAAGUUCACCCCUCUUCUCUUUCUUUCCUUUUUCUUUCUUCCCUCUUCCCUUUUUCCCCCUUCAUCAGGCUGGAGAAGUCGAGUCAGGUGCGGACAGUGUCCAGCAGCAACCUGUUCUUCAAGGGGAGUCGUUUCCGCUACAGGUAUAGCAAAUUCUGACAGUGAGUAGAGGGCACUGCAGAGAGCCCACAGCUGUGCUUUAGAGCUUUUCCCUCAGGAGGGGACCUUUACCUGAGCCUGACACCUCAUACACUAGGUUAGAGGACACAGUGGGGACAGGAAAGGGAACAGUGUUUUAGUUGCUUUGAGAACAAUGUUCCAACAUUCAGGUUCCAUUUCAUUCUUUUCAUAUCUGUGAACACCAAAGGGCAAGGGGCGGGAAAAGAACUGGGCAUGUGAAACCUUUUCAAGUUUUAUAGUUAUUGUGUUUCACCUGUUUUAUAGUUAUUGUGUUUCACCACAAUAUGAACUGGAAAUCUAAACGUUCAAAUGGUUUCAAAUGAUUACAGGUGAGUCCAGUGUGUUAUGAUGAAAGGUUGAGUUUGUGUUUCAACAUUUGGUAAUUUUUUUGAUAUUGCAGUAUUGUCUUGAGACAGUGAUUGGGUUAGAGAGUUGGGUUCACCAGGUUAAUCUAAUCUCAGUUCCCAUGUACUGUACUUCUCACUGAACUGCUGUCAGUGUACUGUGUGGCACCUGGGAGUCUGGGGUCUGGUGUGUUUGUGUGUUUGUGUGUUUGUGUGUUUGUGUGUUUGUGUGUUUGUGUGUUUGUGUGUGUGUGUGUGUGUGUGUGUGUGUGUGUGUGUGUGUGUGUGUGUGUGUGUGUGUGUAAGUCUGAGCUCAAUUAUUGUGCUCUAUUGUAGUGGACGAGUAGCGAAAGAAGUAAUGGAGCAGAGUGCCAAAAUCAAACGAGAGCCUCCAGAAAUACACAGGUAAGAUCAAUGCUAUUCACUCGAUGUCAAUGUGGGCAGUGUAUCAUCUCAGAGGACAAAUAUGGGAUGUGUGUGUGUGCAUGUGUGCCUCUGUAUGUGUGUGUAUAUGUGUGUACAUGUGCAUGUUGUAUGUCUCCACAGGGCUGGCCUGGUUCCCAGUAGAAGCUGUCCGUCCAUCACUCAUGGCCCACGCCUCACCAGUGUUCCACGUACCCGCCGGAGAGCCGUCCACAUAUCCAUCAUGGAGGGUAAGAGUUUGACCUGAACCCUGACCCACUAGUCCCCUCAGUCAACACUGGCACUCAAUAACAAUCCCCUCAGUCCCAUAAGAGCCUUCAGGAAUGUGGACAGGAGUGACACAGCUCUGUCAGUUUUCUGUAGCUAUAUGAACAUGUACGGUAGACUAGAUAGUUGUGGGAAUGUGUUGCAACGCUCUAGUUUGGAUCUGUGGUUUUAAAGGUAAUCUGUGGAUAAUUCAAUGGAGCAAUAACAGAGAGGAGGGUGUUAAAUCCAAAGAGUUUUAAAUGGAUCAGGUCCUUGCUCCUAUUUGGGAACCUGUUAUCCCCCCCCCUCCCCAGAACACACACGCAUAUACACACACUGUAACCUGAGCUUGACCAUAUCCCUGCUUGUGGGAGUGGAGGGCUAAGUCGCAGGUGUGUGUGUCACUCAGGCUGCUCUAUAUCAGUGCCAGCUCUCAGCGCUGGGGGUGUGUGUGAGAGAGAGAGGUACAGUGCCUGUACAAGGGCAGCUGGUGCAGCCAUCAGUCAGUACACCUGCCCUGGGGCCUGGGCUCUGGGCUCUGGGGCCUGAACCCUGGGGCCUGGUGGGGCCUGGGCUCUGAGCCUGCAGGUGGGCCUGCUCCUCCUCUCACACACAGUGAUCUGACCUGCCUCUGUCCCUGAGGCUAACCUUGCAGGCUGACACUGCAGCAUGGGCUUGGGUGAACAGGAGCAGCAUGAAUGAAGGUCACUGUUACCUGUCCUUGUCACAGCUGAGUCCCUGCCUGCCUCCCAGUAUGUACACCUGGCUAUACGCAGGCCUGGCUCUAGGCUGCUGCAAUGAGUGAGAGGGUCUGGUGCUGCAUGUCUCAGAGAGCUUUGAGAAGUGCUCACCCAUCACCCAUCACCCCCUGCCUGUGCUGACUGGCUGUCUUACAGUAGUAUUAAUACCCCUGCUGAAAAUAGCCAGGGCCUUUCUCUCCAUGUAUGUCACUGCCCUGGGUGGGGCCUGAACAGGGCCAGUGCUGGCCGUCUGAACACUGCUACAGCAGGACAGUCGCUUUCGCUAGCCCUCAUACUGCCAGCCAAGACAGCAGCCAUCGGUUUAACACACAUAGCGAGACUACCACAUAGCGAGACCACCAGGGCGCUGGGACAGGGACCACCAGGACUGUACAAAGACACACAUGCUUUGAGCUAUAGAAGCUGCCACCAUGGUAAAGUGUCUGAUCCGCAUCACCACCCGGGUGAACGUCCACCUGCGGAUGAUCAACCACUGCUACCGAGAUGUGAAGGUGCGUGUGCUGAGCCUGGGACCCCGGAUGCUGGGAAAGGCCCUGGGCGUCCUGCCCCUCUACCCUGCCCUGACUGGGCAGGAGCCUGGCAGCCUCUCCCCUCUGCCUCCCCCCAUCCUGCCUGGCACCCCUCUGCCUGACUGCCAGCCUGAUGGCCGGCCCCAGUCCAGCACCCCGACAGGUAACCUCAUCAGCACCAUCCUGGAGUGUGUUACACAGUGACCAGAUCUCUUUGUGUUAAAUCACUCCCACCACAUCAAUGUUGACUGAAUGGAAAUGACACCAUGCAUUUGAUGCUGUUGAUGUCUAAUCCUCUAAAUCAAAUGGUCCUUGGUGGUCCUUUGUGAAUGGAGUGUCUUUGGGUCUAUUUCUUGACCUCUUUGAGAUGUCGGUUCAUUUAUACUUUUGUUGGUUUAGACGAAGUCUUGAGUUUAUGGGUCUCAUUAUUCUGGUUGUGAUGGUUGAGGUACAAACUAAUGAGCUGAUCCUGGUUUGUUGUUGAUUUGUGAAGUUAUGAUUCGAUUUUGAAUUCAAUAUAUUUUGAACGAUAUUUUGGCCUUUGGAGGAUUUUGACUUACUUUAUGCAAUGUCCUUUGCAAGAUAUAUUGUGCAGUCAAAUGUUUGUAGGUUGCAUUUUGCAAUCUGCCCUGCAACCAAGCAUAUCCUAGGAUGUACUGAAGGAGAUUACCAAUGAGUAAAGAUGGUCUCUCACUGCCACCCACUACAGAGGCAUCCUGCUUUUGCUUUGACAGAAUCUCAGCAGUCAGCAUGGCUUAACAGAGUUGGCUUAAUCUCUAUUUUGUAAUUCCUUGAGGAGGAUUCUUUCACCUAUGGAUAAAAAGGACACAUAUGAGCAUUAAGAUACGCCUCAUCUUCAGGAGAUGAUAUGUUUAUCCCUCUGCCUCUAUGAAGGUGUAAUAUUGCGGUGGCUGUCUGAGGAAUGGAACAGUCAGCGCAAGCUCAACUCUUUCUCACCCGCAGUGACGUCUCUCCUUUAGCUCGUAUAAAGAGAAUAUAUAGAUUUUGUUUGCAUAUUGAGAAAUGCUGCUUUUGCUUUUUCCAGGGUAAGCAUGUGAUCACCGAUGAGCUAGCAACCUUUAAUGCAUCCUAAAGCUACCUGUAGGCUACCCCAGAGACCAAUACUGUGUUAAUAGUUCUUUAGGAAAUCAUGACUGUUGAAAAUGAGAGCACAGGGAAUUCAAUUGACAUGGGACAUUACUUGAAAUGGAGCUGUUGAAAAUGUUUUCUUAUUUGAGAAUGACCAAAUGCUUUAUAUGGGUGUUUAUUAAUCUUUGCACAUAUCUUAUUUCAUAUUUCUAUGUAUUACUAUCUUGUGGAUUAUGAUAUUCUCCCCCUGUUAUUGCAUAGGCCUAUUCUCUUCACAUUUUGUGAAUUACAGUAGGUUGAAAUUAGCAAUACUUAGUGUGUGUUAUUAUUGUCCUGUACCUUGAGUUGAAGGCCCAUCAAGAGUCCAUAUACAGUACAUAGUUUCCCAGACCUAUAUUAGCUUCUGACUGAAAGAUAAAACGCACACCCACCGUGACCUUCAAGGUUUAGACCUGGGAGGGCUCAGAGUGCUAUGGGACUAAUGAGCAAGCUGCUAAUUAGUAUGGAGCAUGUGUUUGUUGAUCUAUCUCUCUGUCACUGGACAUUCCCCACUCAUCAGACCUUCAUCUAGAUCAGGGGUGUCAAACGAUCAGGCCCGCAAACGGGUUUAAUCCGGCCCGCGAGAUGAUUACAAUUUUUUAUUUUUUUAUUUUUUUAAAGUAUAAGAAUGCGCUGCAAUUUGUCAAUAAAAUAAACUGCUGUUCCAAUUGCGUCCACUGGAUGGCGCAAUAGCAGUUGUGUUAAGCAAGCAAACUGUUUAUACCGGGGCAGAGCAAGUAGGUCAAGCACGUGCAGCCAAUGAGCUACUUUGUUUUGCCCGCGAUAUUUAUUACGGCUUCUACUUUUAACAUUAUGUGCUUUGGCACCCUCAUUGCCCCAAUAUGUCUCUGUCAAAAAAGAGAAAAGUGGACGCAGAGUGCAGAGUGUUCCAAGAAAAAUGGUCAUCCUAUUUAUUCACGGAAUUGAAUGGGAAAGCUGUAUGUUUGGUGUGUUCAGAGCAUGUUGCAGUGCUGAAAGAAUAUAACCUUCGUCGCCACUAUGUGAGUCUUCAUGCCGACAAAUAUGACAACUUUCAAGGACAGCGGAGAUGAGAGAAGGUGAAUGAACUGUUGGCGGGUCUGAAGAAACAGCAGUCUGUGUUUACUCACAGCCGAGACAUCAGUGACGCUGCAGUGAAAGCUAGCUACCUCAUUGCUAAUGAAAUCGCAGUGGCUUCAAAACCAUUUAGUGAGGGUGAAUUUGUAAAAACAUGCAUGAUGAAGGCAGCGGAGAUUGUGUGCCCUGAAAAGCGGCAGGCUUUUGCAAAUAUCAGCCUGACAAGAAACACAGUUGCAGACAGGAUUUCCGAUCUUUCAGUGGAUUUGGACAGCCAGUUGAAGCAAAAAGUAAAGUCAUUUAUUGCGUUUUCGGUUGCAAUUGAUGAAAGCACGGACAUUACAGAUGUUGCACAACUGGCCAUUUUCAUCCGCGGAGUUGAUGACACAUUGACCGUCACCGAGGAGUUCGUGGAGUUGGUGCCGAUGACAGAUACAACGACAGCAGCUGAUAUUUUUACCGCACUCGUCGGCGCGCUGGACAGGGUCGGAGUGGACUGGUCCCGCGCUGUCAGCCUGGCUACAGAUGGUGCGCCCUCAAUGAUCGGGAAAAAAGCAGGCGUUGUGACAAAGUUCAGAGAGAAAGUGCAAUCUGCAAAUGGAGGACGUGAUUUUUUUACUUUUCACUGUAUUUUGCACCAGGAGGCUUUGUGUUGCAAGUCAUUAAAGAUGGAUAACGUCAUGAAGGUGGUCAUCCAAACUGUUAAUUUCAUCCGAUCCAGAAGCCUGAAUCACCGUCAGUUUGACAGCCUUCUCAGAGAGAAAGACCAUAUCUAUGGCCUGCCAUACCACACUGAGGUAAGAUGGUUAAGCCGAGGUGCUGUGCUGAGGCGUUUCUUUGAUUCACGAGAAGAAAUUGAACAGUUCAUGGAAGAAAAGGGCAAACCAGUGUUAGAAUUUCAUUCCGCAGAAUGGAUGCAUUACCUUGCAUUUAUGGUGGAUGUUACAGAGCACCUGAAUAACUUGAACAAACAGCUGCAAGGGCACAACAAAGUUGUCACGCAGUAUUAUGACAGCAUACGUUCUUUCAAGUUGAAGCUGUCAUUGUGGGAGACGCAACUUGCCGGUGGUGAUGCAGCUCACUUCCCCUGUCUGAAAAAUGUGUGCGCGACCCAACAUGUGGCAGACAUGAAGCGGUUCAAAGAUAAAAUAACGGGACUGUUACGGGAGUUUGAGCAACGCUUUCAGAUUUAUGUUUAUAUGUUUUUAUGUUGAUGUGCUAUUGUUUUUAAUUGAUUUUAUUUUAUUUGUAUAUUUAACCUAUUCUUGACUCUGUGGUUCUUGCACUUGUUUGGGGAACAGGAUUUCAUUAUUUUUAUCUACAUUUCUGCCUGAGAAAUGACACCCUGAUAUAGUUCUGUGAUCUGUGAUAUACUUCUGUGAAUCACUGAGGCAUUGUGUGUUUGUGUGUUCUUUGUCCUCAGAACUUUCAAAUAACUUGAGGUGUUUUAUGAUUAAUAGUGGUGUUGUGCUUUUGGACACUGUCCUCAGGCUCCAGCUUUAUGUUUAUAUGUUUUUAUGUUGAUGUGCUAUUGUUUUUAAUUGUUUAUAUUUUAUUUGUAUAUUUAACCUAUUCUUGACUCUGUGGUUCUUGCACUUGUUUGGGGAACAGGAUUUCAUUAUUUGUAUCUACAUUUCUGCCUGAGAAAUGACACCCUGAUAUAGUUCUGUGAUCUGUGAAACAGUUCUGUGAAUCACUGAGGCAUUGUGUGUUUGUGUGUUCUUUUUCUUUAGAAUUUUCAAAUAAACUUGACGUGUUUUAUGAUUAAUAGUGAUGAUGUGCUUGUACUAUUUUGGACACACUGUCCUCAGGCUCCAGCUUUAUGUUGUAUGUUGAUCGUAUUAAAACAAAGAAAACAAUCUGAAGUUGUUGUUUUUAAGUUAUAUAUACCAUGAUUUUUCCGGUCCGGCCCACUUGGGAAUAGAUUUUCCUCCAUGUGGCCCCUGAGCUAAAAUGAGUUUGACACCCCUGAUCUAGAUCAAUGGUCCAGUCCAGACUCGUGUUCAUAUGAUCCAUCAUUUAAGCAAACAGAUUGCAUUAUGUUACUGUAUAAACACACUGAUAUGCCCUCACAGGAUUGAAGCUCUCUCUUAUUAGACAUUAGCACUGUAGUGUCAUGUGUACUGGAAACCCCAUCUGACUCUGGGGAUCUAUGAUAAGGUUUCCCCUCUCAGACUGGUCUGACUGGAGCCUGAGUGUCUGCUGCCUGUAACAGACCUCUUUACACCCUGAUUAUGAACUCCUCUAUACCUGCUGUACCAGUGUGAACACUAGACACUAGAUAGUCUCUAGAUACAGUGGGGGAAAAAAGUAUUUAGUCAGCCACCAAUUGUGCAAGUUCUCCCACUUAAAAAGAUGAGAGAGGCCUGUAAUUUUCAUCAUAGGUACACGUCAACUAUGACAGACAAAUUGAGAUUUUUUUUCUCCAGAAAAUCACAUUGUAGGAUUUUUUAUGACUUUAUUUGCAAAUUAUGGUGGAAAAUAAGUAUUUGGUCACCUAAAAACAAGCAAGAUUUCUGGCUCUCACAGACCUGUAACUUCUUCUUUAAGAGGCUCCUCUGUCCUCCACUCGUUACCUGUAUUAAUGGCACCUGUUUGAACUUGUUAUCAGUAUAAAAGACACCUGUCCACAACCUCAAACAGUCACACUCCACUAUGGCCAAGACCAAAGAGCUGUCAAAGGACACCAGAAACAAAAUUGUAGACCUGCACCAGGCUGGGAAGACUGAAUCUGCAAUAGGUAAGCAGCUUGGUUUGAAGAAAUCAACUGUGGGAGCAAUUAUUAGGAAAUGGAAGACAUACAAGACCACUGAUAAUCUCCCUCGAUCUGGGGCUCCACGCAAGAUCUCACCCCGUGGGGUCAAAAUGAUCACAAGAAUGGUGAGCAAAAAUCCCAGAACCACACGGGGGGACCUAGUGAAUGACCUGCAGAGAGCUGGGACCAAAGUAACAAAGCCUACCAUCAGUAACACACUACGCCACCAGGGACUCAAAUCCUGCAGUGCCAGACGUGUCCCCCUGCUUAAACCAGUACAUGUCCAGGCCCGUCUGAAGUUUGCUAGAGUGCAUUUGGAUGAUCCAGAAGAGGAUUGGGAGAAUGUCAUAUGGUCAGAUGAAACCAAAAUAGAACUUUUUGGUAAAAACUCAACUCGUCGUGUUUGGAGGACAAAGAAUGAUGAGUUGCAUCCAAAGAACACCAUACCUACUGUGAUGCAUGGGGGUGGAAACAUCAUGCUUUGGGGCUGUUUUUCUGCAAAGGGACCAGGACGACUGAUCCGUGUAAAGGAAAGAAUGAAUGGGGCCAUGUAUCGUGAGAUUUUGUGUGAAAACCUCCUUCCAUCAGCAAGGGCAUUGAAGAUGAAACGUGGCUGGGUCUUUCAGCAUGACAAUGAUCCCAAACACACCGCCCGGGCAACAAAGGAGUGGCUUCGUAAGAAGCAUUUCAAGGUCCUGGAGUGGCCUAGCCAGUCUCCAGAUCUCAACCCCAUAGAAAAUCUUUGGAGGGAGUUGAAAGUCCGUGUUGCCCAGCGACAGCCCCAAAACAUCACUGCUCUAGAGGAGAUCUGCAUGGAGGAAUGGGCCAAAAUAGCAGCAACAGUGUGUGAAAACCUUGUGAAGACUUACAGAAAACGUUUGACCUGUGUCAUUGCCAACAAAGGGUAUAUAACAAAGUAUUGAGAAACUUUUGUUAUUGACCAAAUACUUAUUUUCCACCAUAAUUUGCAAAUAAAAUCAUAAAAAAUCAUACAAUGUGGUUUUCUGGAAAAAAUUUUCUCAUUUUGUCUGUCAUAGUUGACGUGUACCUAUGAUGAAAAUUACAGGCCUCUCUCAUCUUUUUAAGUGGGAGAACUUGCACAAUUGGUGGCUGACUAAAUACUUUUUUUCCCCACUGUACAUCUCAUGUCAGUGAUGUCUGGUGUACGCAUAGUGUGCGGAUAGCUGGGGUCUGUAGCCAACUUUACUGGUAUGUUUUUAUUUAUCCUGAGUGUUUCUGUUUCUCUCUCUCCCUCCCUCCCUCUCUCCCUUCACCCUCCUCUCCCCGCCCGCUGCCCUGACAGGUCUGGAGUCGUUGCGUGACAGUGCCCACUCUACGCCUGUGCGCUCUGUGUCCCAUGGGGACUCCUUCAUGCCGCGCUCCCGCAGCCUGGCCACGAACGCCAGCGAGGGCUCGGCGGUGAUCUCUGACGAGGCCUACAGCCCCUCUGACAGCGUGCUGCCCACCCCCGUGGCAGAGCACAGCCUGGAGUUGGCCGUGGCACGCCAGGUCAAUGGAGCCCCCUGCAGCAUCGAGGAGGAGAAGGAGUCAGAGGCGGGCACCCCCUCGGUGGGGGAUGCAGGCGACUUGGCAGACAGUAGAGCGGCGGUAGAGGGUGCAGGGGGGGCCUCGUCGCUCAGCGAAGUGGAACAGGUGAAUAAGUUUGUUUUAAGUGUCCUCCGUUUGCUCCUUGUGACCAUUGGACUCCUCUUUGUCUUGCUCCUCCUCCUCAUCGUCCUCACCGAAUCCGACCUUGACGUUGCAUUUUUACGUGAUAUCCGCCAGACCCCCGAAUUUGAGCAGUUCCAUUACGAAUACUUUUGUCCCCUCAGGCGGUGGUUUGCCUGCAAGCUCCGCUGGGCAGGCAGUUUGCUCAUUAACAAAUGAGAGAGAGAGUGAGGCCGUAGAGUGCGUAAGCCCAUUCGGGGGUUUGAGAAGACGAUUAAGGCUCCGGAGAGAUGGAGGGCUGCCCCGCCCCAACCAUGAACCCAGCUUCUCUCAUGAUACUCCCGCUGACAUACACCUCGGACCACUCCUGGAAUCACUGUGCCAGGAGUUUCUCUCUCUCUCCCUCCAUUUUGAGUUACUCCCCCUUUUUUCCCUUUACGUUAGUUUCUUUUUUACAAAGCCAGAAGACAUGUUAGCAUUUUUUUUUUAUUUCAGGUAUUUUAUUUUUUCAAAAAAUAUAAACAAAAAAAUAUGAAACUGAAAUCAAAGAACUGAAGUAUUUUUAGAACUUUACUUUUUAGGAAGUUGACAUUUUGUUGCAACGAAUGAAAGUUGCCUUAAUUUACUAUUUACUGUUUGGAACAUAAAGCAUUUGCAUACGAGAGGAAUGUGGUGCAAGGAUAUCAGGAAAGCCAUUGAAAUGGUUCAGAACGAAGUGAGAUAGAUACAGUUUUGAAAACAUCCAUCCCCGUCAAUACAUCUAUAAUGGUUUUCAUUGGAUGGUCAUCGAUCAGAACACCUUAUGUGAGGGAAAUUAGAGCAAUGUUCAUUGUGUCUGUCAAAGUGCAAGUUAUUGAAAUUGAGUAAGUCAGGAUGAUUACCAAAUGCCUUUUAUGAAGAAAAAAGUAGAUGAUAUGAAGACUGUUUUGAAUUUGGCUGAUUGUUUUAAAGUUAUACUUUAGUGGAAAUGCAACUACUGUACGUGUAUAAAGUAGAAGCUGUGAAGUUGAAAUCCAUUUGUUAAAGUUUUAUAAAGGAUACAGUUAAAUAAACCAGUAAUCAUGGUGUUUUGUGACCCCAUCGUGUCAGUAGCUGUUAAAAGUGUUGAUGAUCAACCUCUUCAAAACACUCACUAGCACCAAUAGAACCAGUCUAGGUAGAUGUCGGUAGGUAGGUCGCAGUUGUAAAUGAGAAC
Messenger RNA from Coregonus sp. 'balchen', 35614 nucleotides. NCBI's taxonomy places the organism in Eukaryota, Metazoa, Chordata, Actinopteri, Salmoniformes, Salmonidae. The record is from the annotation of a GenBank genome assembly.